Messenger RNA from Adelges cooleyi (spruce gall adelgid), 2748 nucleotides. RefSeq names its product U3 small nucleolar RNA-associated protein 6 homolog. The record is from RefSeq and is a predicted model, not a curated record. The coding region runs from base 250 to 2037 and encodes 595 amino acids. The transcript is spliced from 10 exons. Gene Ontology annotation, cellular component: Pwp2p-containing subcomplex of 90S preribosome; small-subunit processome. Gene Ontology annotation, biological process: maturation of SSU-rRNA from tricistronic rRNA transcript (SSU-rRNA, 5.8S rRNA, LSU-rRNA). Lineage: Eukaryota; Metazoa; Arthropoda; Insecta; Hemiptera; Adelgidae. Gene Ontology annotation, molecular function: snoRNA binding; protein binding.
ACCCAAAACGCAAUAUCGUUUGCCGUCUGAGACGCCAUUAUUUCAUGCACAAGAGUAAAGAAAUUAUUUAUUACAUAACGCGCACGACGUGAUGAUGAUAUCGGGCGACCGGUCGAGUGAAACGAGUUGAGAGAUUCGACAGGGAAUUGAUUUCAUUGUCAAACCUACCGACGACAAAUAAUUGCCAGUCGGAUUCCAAACGAUUGUUUCGCUGGUCAAACAUUUUUUCAGGAAUUUGUGAACGCCGUCAUGUCGUCGGACGACGUCGAUCUCGAAGCUCAGUUCAUGGUUGACAAUGGAAUUCUGAAACCGGACGAAGUGCUAGUAGUCAAAGAGAGGCGUAUGGGUAUCGCCAAGAAGAUAGCUCACGGGCUGGUCACCAAGGAAGAAUUGCUGAAAAACAUAAAUAUCGAAUUGAAUCUAUUGGAUACGUAUCAACAAAAAAUCAACGAGUUGAGCGACGAUAAGAAUGACGAUAAAUUUGAAGUAUUCAGAAUCGUGUCGGAACGCGUCAACGACAUGUACAACAAUUUAUUUUUGCUGUUCAGUAUCGAUAACGCAAAUCUAAAAGAAUACAUCGAGUUUUGUGUGAAUAACGAUCUAUUAUGCAAUUGUAGUGCGUUGAUAGGCACCCUGAUGAAACGACGCCACGACGAACCCGAUUUAUACAUGACUGCGGCGCGCUACGAGUUUGAGGAGCGCAAAAACAUCGAAGAAGCUCGACAGUAUUACAAAAUGGGACUAUGCGAACACAGCCAGAGCAAGGAAAUAUGUUUGGACGAAUUUUGGAUGGAAGUGCAGCAUUGCGAUAAGGGCACUAAUUAUAACAUGUGCAUCGAGAAGUAUAAAGCAGCCAUUGCACGCUUUCAAGGCGAUAUAGAUUUCCACAUGAAAUUGUUGGACACCGCUUUGAUAUUACGAGUGGACGAAAUACAUUCGCUCAUCGUCAAGGACAUGGUCGAGAUUUACAAACACAACGAAUUGCUUUGGCACUUUUUAGCUCAAAUGCAACUAAAAGGCUACUCCUACAAUCCUCAGACCCAACGGUUGAAUUUUUCAAAAGAUCACAUGGCUGUACAUAAUUGCAUAAACAUAUACGAAGACAUAUUGAAUCAGAGCCUAUUGCAAGUAGACAAACAGCGUUUGUGGGAAUUGUACUUGGACACCGUGAUAGAAAUCCGUCAGUCGUACCGCAUGCAAAACGAAUCGACAAAAAAAUACAUGCAUGAAACUUUGGAACGUGCAUUUCAGAACGCCCACAUGAGCGGUGCAAUGCUCGUGUCUAAAUAUUAUUUGUAUUGGGCGGAAAAUUCCAGCGCGGACGAUCGACGAGCGAUUUUGAUAGGCGCAACGAAAGCUCUGAAGACCAAUUUGGAUUUGUGGAUAGAACUUUUACACUUGUACGUCACGCACGACUGUUUCGACAAUCUCAUCGAAGCGUUCCAGCAAGGAGUGCGAGCGUUGAAAGACGAUUCGCUGCCGCUGUGGCAAAUCAUGAUAAGAUACAUGCACAACACGCAUCCGAAAUUGGUCGAUCAGUUGUACAACGAAGGUUCGCGCGUUAGGUUCAAAGUCGUAGCCUUGGAGUUGAGACCCGCCUAUCUGGAUUGGUGCGCAUUACAAAAGGGAUUGCUUUCGGCGAGGGAUCUGUUCCAAGAUCUCGUCCAGCUAGAGCCUCCGUGUCUACAGCUAUACAUGACCAUGAUCAAUUUGGAAAAGAUCCAAAUGUUUCACAUGAACAAAAUGAAAAACAUUAGAAAGCUGUACAACGACGCGUGCAACGAAUUCGGGAAAAUCGACACUAACAUUUGGUUGGAGUGUAUUCGUUUCGAGUACGAUUUCGGUAGCUCAUCGUUGGUGGAUGAAAUUUAUAAGGCGUCCCUGUUGUGUUUAGAGCCCCAACACAUAGAUACAAUGAAAACGGAGUUCGAAGUGAUCAAAAAUAAAUUUAUGGAAAACCAUAACGACGAAAACGAAGUGAUCGUCAUCGACGACGACGAUGAUGACGACGACGACGUGACAAUUAUCGAAGAUUAAACGUAUUCAAAUCCAAUACCGACAUUGUGUUCAAAUAUUUAUAUUAUUAUUAUUAUUAUUAUCGACAAGGUUUCAAAUGCAGGGUUAAAGAGUUAUUAUUGUCUUUAUAAUAUAUUUAAUUUAGUUUGUAGUGCGACGACAAAACCUAUCAAGUCACUAUACCGUGUUAAUUGUGCGAAUUUUAUUUUUAUAUUAUAUAUAUAUAUAUAUCUAUUUUUUUUUUAAAUCUUAAUUUCUUUUCCGAAUUUUAACUUUACAAAUUGUCACAAACGGAUUCUUGUUUAAGAGAUAUAUAUAAUUAUUAUUAUUGUUCUAUUGACUGCUACUGCGUUAAUUUUACAGUAAUCCAGACGGUUGUACUUAGAUUGAGUAUUUUUAUUAUUAUUUAUUUGCUGAUGAUUUAACAGUAAAAUCAAUGCGGUAACACGACUUGAUUAUUGUGACCUAACUGGCGGCCAGAGUUGUCGAAUAAUUUUCCUUCGCUUGGGUUAAUUUGUACAAUAACCCCAAAGAUCUGUCAACUACUAUAAUAUCAAUUUUGUAUUUUUAAUUCGAUUCAAAUACAAAUGGUGUACUUAAGUAAGAUUGCUUGAUUUUCUUUUUCUUUAUUUGUUUAUAUAAAAAUUCAAAUACUUGGUAAGUUUCAUAGAGGGCCAGGAAAUUGACUGACUACUGUUGUUGAGAAAUAAAAACAAAUUUAAUGUCCUUGAA